AGGGUUAUUUAAAGGUGGCCAUAUAGACACCAACACCUGUUGAUAUAUUCGAGUGUUUUCCAGCGCCUUUACCACCACAGGGCGGAGCUAAAAUGAAAGCGCUCUGUUGUUCAAGCUGAAGCAAGGAUAGAUUCACGUCUGCACACAGCAAGCGCCAUCUGUUUACCAUUCCAUCCACAAACCAGCGAUCGAUAAUAAACUAUGGUGAUAAAGCGAAUAAGAUCGGAAUAUAUGAAGAGGUUUAAGGACCCAAAAUGGGAAACCUACGCAAAGUGUUAUGAUGAUUUGCUGAAGUACCGAAUGUCAAGACGACUGCUGGAGCAAGCACACAACCCUUGGUUUUGGGAAGAAUGGGGAAGUGAGACAGAGUCCAGUGGAAAAUCUACUCCUGUGUGUCGUAACAAAGUUGAACCCCUGAGGCCACACGAUGAGAAACCAGCACGACCUGCAAAUGUGACAACGGAACCAGCAGCUGAACCAGAACCUCAGAGAGAAGUACAAGAAACCAAUGUAGUUACCGGAGAUGCUGAACAGAAUCAACAGGUUGUGGAGGAAGAGGCUCUCAUACCAGAAACUGAUACACAUACCCAGAACACACUAAAGAGCAAACGCCAUAGGAGCACAAGAUCAAAGGUUAAGCCCCAUGUCACCAAAGACACCGACAAAGAGAAUCGUCACCCUUUUGCAUUGUAUGGAUCAGGAGAGAAACAGACAGAUAUGGCCUCCAGGAAAACCCAUAAUGUUGGUCCUGUAGCAUCAACCUCAGAGAUCCAUGAGUCAGCUUUGCGAGCAAAAACCAGACGGGAGGUGGAAAAACAGAUGAAGAGAGUUGACAAGCAGAGAGCGAGAUCCGCUGACUUGGAAAUUAGCAGAAAUGAGAAUGCACCGGAUUACAACCCCUGGAUGACAGAGUACAUGCGCUGCUUCUCUGCUAGGACUCGGUAGAAUUGGUUUCAGAAAACCUUUGCGAAACAAUGUCUGUAACUAUCUAAACCACUCAGGGUUAAAAAACAGAAACCUUCCACAUGAGGACUGGUAAAGAACAUACAUUUUAUCCAGCAGACUUUGCCGUCUUCCAAAAUGGGUCACAAUGAAUUAAACUAAACUUAAUGUGAGUUUUUUCAGAAGUUUUAUUUACACCAUGGAGAUGUUGCAUUGACAAGUAGGCCUACAUAUUAAACCUGACAUAAACCAUUAAUGCUACAGGGCAAAUUGUCAAAUAAUCACAUGCCUUGUUGCAUGAUUUACAUACCAUGAGAUCUUCUUAGCCAAUUAUUAACAAUUACUUUAAAGGGGCCAUUGCGUGAAAAUGUUAGCAUUGCCACUUUGUAGGUGUGAGCAAAAAUAGGUCAUUGAAAUUUGGCUUUCCUUAUGAUGUCAUAAGGAUAUCUUAUUAGAAUAAUACCGCCCCCUUAAUGUGCACUAUCCAACCACAGCACUGCCAUUUUGUGCAGAGAGAAAGAAAGAGAGAAAAAAUAAUUCACAGCACAAUUGAGUUUGAAUUGCAUCAAACCACCAUCAUUGUGAUCAGUGUUUGCACUUCAUCAGCUCAUUUGCAUUUUAAAAGACACACCCAAAACGACACAUUUUUGCUCAAACCUACAAAGUGGCAAUGCUAACAUUUUCACGCAAUGGCCCCUUUAAAGUGUUCAGUUAUUAUUAGACCAUUACCAGCAUUGUACUCUGAUGUAUUGUGAUAUGUAUAAUUUAAACUGUGUUGUAUUAAUAUUUAGGGUUAAUGUGAAAAUCUAUUUUAUUUCUCUGAAAAAAAAAUUGUGCUAAUGUGCAUCUUUGUAAAGUGUAAAUGUAUCAUAUUUAAAUAAGCUGCACAUUUGCAGUCCAACAGUUAAAGUAAUAUUAAAAAUUAGUUUGUUGUACAUUCAUGGCGUGUUUUAAAAGGAUGUUGUAGAUAAGCAGUAGUUAGUAUCAUUACAUAAUCUAGAAAGUGUAAAGCAU
Messenger RNA from Misgurnus anguillicaudatus (oriental weatherfish), 1956 nucleotides. RefSeq names its product centriole, cilia and spindle-associated protein b (gene ccsapb). Gene Ontology annotation, biological process: regulation of mitotic spindle assembly. Lineage: Eukaryota; Metazoa; Chordata; Actinopteri; Cypriniformes; Cobitidae. Gene Ontology annotation, cellular component: spindle; cytoskeleton; ciliary basal body. Gene Ontology annotation, molecular function: microtubule binding. The record is from RefSeq and is a predicted model, not a curated record.